Molecule: messenger RNA, 1197 nt
Organism: Asparagus officinalis (garden asparagus)
Lineage: Eukaryota; Viridiplantae; Streptophyta; Magnoliopsida; Asparagales; Asparagaceae
Exons: 6
Coding region: 368-805 (145 amino acids)
Source: RefSeq, a predicted model, not a curated record
ACAGCUCCUCCGCUGCUGCCAAACUGGGGAAGAUCCCGCGCGCCAUCACCAACCCGUUCUAUAAAUAGACGUAUCUCCCUCCCAGUCUCAGCGUUCAAAAUUUGGGAAUUCUUCAACAAUCUCUGUUCUCUCUCGUCUCACUUCAAUAAUCUUCUGUGGAUUUGGAUCUCUAAACCCUAGGAACGCCAUCAGAUAGCUCACAGCUCUUGCGAUCUCUUCAGAAUCACGAGGUAUAACUCCAACCACCGCGUCUCCACGAUCUCUCCAUGGGUUUCUUCACUAUCUCUCGAUGAUCUGACCUUUCAAUUCCCUAAGCAUCCUGCUCCGUUACUUGUUUAUUAGCUUCAGAUAUUCCGGAACUUUCCAGAUGAAACAAGAGAUGGAGGCGUCACGCAAGCGAAUCAAGACAGCAGCGGAGGGAGGCGAGAGCAGAGGAGGAAAAGAGGAGGAAGAAGUAGCAGGUGGAUUUGAUGAUGAGGAAGCGGUUAAGGAGGAGGAGGAGACAAACGAAGCAGCAGCAGCAGCGUCAGAAGAGAUGGAGUCUAGCAUCCAAUCGAUUCUUGAGAGGAUCGAGCGCUUCACUCAUCAGGUCUCCAAGCUGCUGGAAAGUGGAAAGGAAAUGUUCAGCAAUCUGAGCUCACAAUUUGAAGAGCGCCUGAUCUCAAUUCACAGGGACCAAGUGGAGAAGUGGCAAGAGGAGAUCAAGGAACUGCGCUUGCUUGAUGCAUCCAAUGAAGCAGCUCGUUCUCUCCUGCAGAAUGCUCAGUUCCACUUAUUUCAGAGUGUCACUGAAGAAAACACUUAAGAGGUAACACUACUGGCAAGAAUCAAACAUGCUUGGCUGUUUUUCUGGCUUUUUAUGCGGUUCUUUUCUUCAUUCAUAUUCCAUUUGGCUUUUCCAUUUGUGAAGGUGCAGUUACAGAUACUGCUCAAAAUCUGGCUUCGGUAGUAAAGGCUUCCAGAUAAAAGAACUAAGCGGAAUAAACCCACUUUCAUUUACUCAGUUUAGGGCUGUCUCUGUUCUAAAUCUACUAUCAAAUAAUUUUGCUCAGUUCUCACCUGUGUAGCUCAUUUGAGUUGAUACUUUUGUUCUGCUGUAUGGUUGCUCAGAGUAAUACUCGUGACUGUGCUUACAUGUACUGUAUAGUCAAUUAGAGUUUCUUUCUCUUACAAAAGAAGCAUACAUUUUUAUUUUAA